AUGGCAUGUGCAGUGGUUCCACAAUUCAUCAGUGAAAUUGCCUCACAACGAGUACGUGGUGCAGCUGGCGCUGCUUUUCAACUCGUCCUGACCGUUGGAAUUCUUGUUGCACAAUUUAUUGGCAUGCCGUUCAUUGCUGGAACAUGUCACGGAUGGGGAUGGGGAUUGUCUAUUGUGUUUUUGCUACCAUUUUUCGGUCUCUUUCUUCUUAUUUUAUUACCAAACUCGCCUACACAAUUGAUUGCCAAGUAUAAUAAUGAAGAACAAGCUGAAAACGAUCUAAAACAUUUACGUGGAACAAGUGAUAUCCACGCUGAUCUUGAGAUGAUUCGACAGCAGAUAAGAGAGCAAAGUGGUUCCGGCGGAUCGGAAUCACUUUCGAUCCUUCAGGUAAAUAGUAAAUCAGCCAAAGUAAGAAGUCAUCAUAAUUAUAAUACCUCUUAUCGAUAG
This is a messenger RNA of Rotaria sp. Silwood2, 450 nucleotides long. Lineage: Eukaryota; Metazoa; Rotifera; Eurotatoria; Philodinida; Philodinidae. The record is from the annotation of a GenBank genome assembly.